AUGAAUUUGGACGUCAAACAUAACGAAAAUAAUGAAAAGAGUACCUCAACAUCCAGGCAAGUUAUUGAUCGAGAACGCUGUACAUUAUCUCCAAUAUCCAUAAAGGAAAAGGAAAAUAUAGAUUUUUCGAACGGAAGCGAAGACUUUAGUUCUGAUGACAGUGUUAAGGAUCCGAGUUAUAAAGAUAUUAAUACUCCCAGUACGAAGUAUCGAAAAAAAUAUAAGAAUAUAUCCAAAAAUAUCGAAUCACAAGAAGUCCCGACAGACUUAUUGUAUGAACCGAAAUCGAAUGAACAAUAUCCGUCAAACAAUAAGAACAACUCCUUAGAUUUGAAUAAUGAUGCUUUUAAUAUAACACCAAAUGUCGUGAAUCAACCAACACCAGUGCAAGUAAUCCCUAACCCAGCAGAAUCUAGCAGUAAUUCAUCCAAUUCAAGCAGUUCAUCAAAUUCUAGCAGCACAUCAGAUUCAGACAGUUCAUCAGAAUCAGAAUUAACAUCCAAUGAAAAGAAUCCUUCACGUUUAAAUUCUUCUGGACCAGAUGCUUCAGGAUCUACAAACAAUUCUAGUAAUUUUUCGGCAGUAAUAGUUUCAGGACAUACAUUUUCUCCAAAUAUUAGUUCACCGCAUCUGGUAGACGAAAAUAAUGUCAUCUUAAAGAGAGGACGAAAAAGACAAGCUACACCCAGUAACUGGCUACGCAACAAAGCAAAGAUCCUGAGAAACUCUGAAAAUUCUUUUCAACACAUUUGCUCGUAA
Molecule: messenger RNA, 759 nt
Organism: Hyposmocoma kahamanoa
Lineage: Eukaryota; Metazoa; Arthropoda; Insecta; Lepidoptera; Cosmopterigidae
Product: suppressor protein SRP40-like
Exons: 2
Coding region: 1-759 (252 amino acids)
Source: RefSeq, a predicted model, not a curated record